AUGAAUGUUAUCUAGUCUAACCAAUUAUCACCUUUUAUAAAUCAAAAGAUAGUUAAAAAGACUACAGUUCUUAUGCAGCCUAAUCAAUUGAAGAAGAGCCAUGUUGAUGCUAAGCCAAUUAGAUUUCUAAAAUGGGAUGAGGAUGCAAAAUAAAUAAAGUUAUGUUUAGACAUUAAGAAAUAUGUAUGCUAUACUAAUUUUCUUUUAGAACUCAUUAUUAAGAACUGGACCUGCUUCUUUUAUCAUCUAUAUAGCUGCACGGAAUGAAAUUAAUCAAAUUUCUAAAUUGAAUUUGGACAAAAACUUACCUUUAAUUGAUACUACAUUACAAAAAGGUAUCUAUAUCUGGAAUCAUGUUAUAUAUAAUGAACAUAAGAAUAUCUAAUUAUAUUAGCUUUUGUGCAUUUUAGGUGAACAAUUUAAAGAAAAAUAGUUGAGAAGACAAAGUUUAAAUUUGGUUGAAAACAGCAGUGUAUUCAUAAAUGCAGAUACAGUUUUAAUGACCAUAGCAUCUAUUUUGGCUAGUGAGAUUGUUUUUCUUAUUAACAAUAAUGAUGAUGACAUUUUGGAAAAUUUUCAUUAAAUUACUAAAAAUGAUUAACAAUCUUAUUAUAAGUUACAAGUCAUCAAUUUUGUUGAAGGUUUAGGCACAAGCAUCGAUUAAUUUAAAUGGUAUCAAUUAUAUGACAAUAUAAAAAUAACACUAAUGGAAGAAAAUCAUUAUCUGAAUGCUUCAAAUACAUCCUUUGUUGACAAUUUAACUGAAACUAUAAAUAAUUGGGCCUUGGAACUUGAAAUGUCUUUGGAAAAAAAGAUAUAUCAAUGUUAUGAAAUUGAUUUCUUUACAUUCUUUUCUAUUGCUGAAAUAAUUACUAAAAGUUCUAUGUCAGAAUUAGAAAAAAAUAAUGUGAAAGAAAAUAUGUAUUUAUAAUAUCAUAUUUAAUUUAAGUUUUUAUAAAGCCAUUCAAAAUUAAAUUAAAUAUGAAAAAGACUAUAUAGAAAGCAUUUAUUAGAAAGAAAUAAGGGAGUUUUGUUCAAUUUCAGAAGAAGUCACAGUUGAUUCUUUAACUAAUAAAUUAUAUUAAAUGAGAGAACAAGCCAUGUCAUUGUAUUAUACUCAAUUGGGAUAAUUUUAUGAUAAUCCAGAAUAUGAAAAAUGUCUUCAAAGCAUUUAAUAGAAGAUUAAUUCAUUGGAAUUAGAAUGCAUUAAAUAUAAUUUUGAAUUGAUGGAUAUGUAUUAUAAUUUAAAUUAUUUAGAUCUCUUUAGUGAAUUAAGCUAAUAAUUUGACAAAAUCGAAAAAAAAUAUAAAGAUAACUUUCUUGAUUCUUAUACUUAAUUUUUGAAUGAGAUUCUUAAGUUUAGAGAAUUUAGAGGAUUAAAAUAUUAAAAUUUUAAAUCACACUUAUAAAAAAACUAUAAAUCUAAGUUAUACUCUUAUAUAACCGAGUUUGAUAAGGAAGAGAAAUUACUCUAUGAUAAACGUAUGUAAACUUAAAAUGAAAAAUAAUACUAAUUUUUAAAGUAAAGAGACAAAGAGGUUAUGAGAGGACUUGAAAUCCUUUAAAAUUAUACAGAUUUGAUGAGGGAUGAAAUUGGUACUCUUAAAAGUCUUAUUGAUGUAACUCAUACUUAUGUAUAAUUUAGUUCAAUAAUCAAAUAAAUAUUGUUGUAAAACAUAAAUAAGAAAUUAGAAAAUUGGAUGAUGAAAUUAGAUAAUUAUAAUUAUAAGUGAAUAAAAUUUAGAUUAAAAAAAGUAAUCGUGAAUUUUGA
Paramecium primaurelia is the source of this 1771-nucleotide messenger RNA. The record is from the annotation of a GenBank genome assembly. NCBI's taxonomy places the organism in Eukaryota, Ciliophora, Oligohymenophorea, Peniculida, Parameciidae.